Molecule: messenger RNA, 993 nt
Organism: Raphanus sativus (radish)
Lineage: Eukaryota; Viridiplantae; Streptophyta; Magnoliopsida; Brassicales; Brassicaceae
Product: protein PXR1-like
Exons: 3
Coding region: 135-731 (198 amino acids)
Source: RefSeq, a predicted model, not a curated record
UUUUUCUUUUUCUUUUUCUUUUGACCCUCUCACCGCCGUUAUGUUGCUCUCGCUGCUGCGCAGCUCUCACUCUCUCUCAAACUCCCUGACAUCGAUCGAAUCAAUCCUCCCAUAAUCAGAAUCAGUUUGUUGAAAUGCCUUUCUGCAAUAAACUAAGCCGCAUCGCCAGGCAGAGCGAGAACCACGCCUCCUCCAUCAUCGCCACCUCUCUCAAGUCCUUCUCCUCCGAAGCAGCAACUCACCACAGGUACCACCAGGAGACGCACAGUUUCCUCGAGCCGGAGAGCUACAUCAACAGCUGGGAGCCGCCCAAAGAUCCCAGAGACGCCGAUAGGAUGCUCGCGCAGCUGAGGAGAGACUACGCGGAGAAAGUGAGCCUGUACCGUAAAGACUACGUCCACGAGAUCGAGAUGCUCAGGGUGGAGAAGCAGCGUAAGGACGAGGCGAGGAUGGUUGCUGAGCGUGCUGCUAACGAGGAGAGGAGGCGUUUGAAAGCCGAGGCGGCUAAGGUUAGGGCUGAGGAGAGGAAGGUCUUCGAGGAGGAGUUCAGGAGAACCCUGAUGAAAGAGAGAGAGGAAAAGCUGGAGUUCUGGAGAAUGACGGGAUUAAAAAGGGAAGAGAAGAAGAGAGAUAAAAAGAAGCUAUUGCAUGAGCAAAGUUCGUUGUGGAUCGAACCAAAGGAGCUGGAGAAGAAGAUUACAGAAGCCUUGGUUGAGUCCACCACUCUCUAAAUCAAUCAAGCCCCUCUCUUCUGAAUAUUUGUUUAAAGAAGCAAUUUUUUUAAUAAUUUUGCAAUAAGCAUAUAAUGAGUGUUGGUGGUCUUGUGACCGAUCUUGUUUAUGGUUUUUUUGUGUCGUAGUUAUCGCUAAUAAUAACUUUUCUUUUGUGUUAUCAUUUGUGCUUAAUUGUUGGAGAUCAAGCAGAGGAGAGACUCUGGCUCUCUCAGAGUAUCUUCAAAUCAUUUGAGUGGUGUAUAGUCACUCUCUCUCUCUG